ACUCUGCUGGACUCCCACCUCAAAACACCCAUGUAUUUCUUCCUUCAGAAUUUUUCAUUCUUAGAAAUCUUGUUGACAUCUGUGUGCAUCCCUAGAUAUUUAUUCAGCAUAAUGACAAUGGAUAAAGCAAUAUCUUAUGAUGCUUGUGUGACACAAUUGUUUUUUGUCAUCUUCUUGGGUGCAUCAGAGUUUUUCCUGUUGGCUGUCCUGUCCUAUGAUCGCUAUGUGGCCAUCUGCAAACCACUUCAUUAUGCAAUCAUUAUGAGCAACAGCUUUUGCACCCAACUGGUUCUUACCUCCUGGUUGAGUGGCUUGUUAGUAAUCUCUCCUGGACUUAUCAUGGGUCUAGAGUUGGAAUUCUGUGAUUCCAAUGUUAUUGACCACUUUGUCUGUGAUUAUUCUCCUGUCCUGAAACUUUCCUGCACAGACACACGAGUCAUAGAACUGUUAAGUUUUUUUUUAGCCAUUGUCACACUCCUGAUCACAUUGGCUUUGGUGGUGCUCUCCUAUGCAUAUAUCAUAAGAACAAUUCUCAAGAUCCCUUCUGCCCAGCAAAGAAAGAAGGCUUUUUCUACCUGUUCCUCCCACAUGAUUGUUGUCUCUAUCUCUUAUGGCAGCUGUAUUUUUAUGUAUAUAAAACCUUCUGCAGAAGAAAGGGUAGCUUUAAACAAGGGAAUAGCAGUACUCACUAUUUCAAUUGCACCUGUCUUAAAUCCUUUUAUAUAUACUUUAAGAAACAAACAAGUGAAACAAGCACUGAAGGCUAUAAUUAAAAAAUGUGUCUUUAUUACCUUAAGAUAA
Messenger RNA from Orycteropus afer afer, 801 nucleotides. Its product is annotated as olfactory receptor 6C76-like. Gene Ontology annotation, molecular function: olfactory receptor activity; G protein-coupled receptor activity. Gene Ontology annotation, biological process: G protein-coupled receptor signaling pathway. NCBI's taxonomy places the organism in Eukaryota, Metazoa, Chordata, Mammalia, Tubulidentata, Orycteropodidae. Gene Ontology annotation, cellular component: membrane. The record is from RefSeq and is a predicted model, not a curated record.